AUGGUUGUGUCGUUUCCAUCUGGUGCUAAUUUUGCUUUCUCCGGAAUUUAUGCAAAAUGUACGCGUGUUGGCCGCCGCCCUUUGUGGGAUGCGAUGGAGUCCAUUAGUAUUAAUACUCAAGGGGCAUGGAUAGCUGCGGGUGAUUUUAAUGUUAUUUCAGCAGCUGAGGAACGUGUAGGUGGCUCACCGGCGAAUGUUAGAAAUAUGGAGGAGUUUAAUUCCUCCAUGUUUAAUUGUGGGUUGGCUUCUGUUGAUUUUGAUGGGCAGCCCUUUACUUGGACUAAUGGGGUUGUUUGGCAACGGUUAGAUAGGGCUUUAACGAAUGCUGCAUGGGUAGAGGCAUAUCCUAUUAACCGAGUUUCGCAUUUAGCCCGAGGCAGAUCUGAUCAUUCUCCUCUAUUAAUUAAGUGUUGCUCCACUACUCAAACAUCUUCCGCCUUCCGUUUUUUGAAUGUUUGGUCUGGCCAUGCACAAUAUCCUGGGGUGGUUAAGGAAGCUUGGGAGACUAUGAAUGCUUGGAAGUCAUAA
Coffea arabica (coffee) is the source of this 528-nucleotide messenger RNA. RefSeq lists its product as uncharacterized. The record is from RefSeq and is a predicted model, not a curated record. NCBI's taxonomy places the organism in Eukaryota, Viridiplantae, Streptophyta, Magnoliopsida, Gentianales, Rubiaceae.